This is a messenger RNA of Brassica rapa (field mustard), 1502 nucleotides long. RefSeq lists its product as uncharacterized. The record is from RefSeq and is a predicted model, not a curated record. NCBI's taxonomy places the organism in Eukaryota, Viridiplantae, Streptophyta, Magnoliopsida, Brassicales, Brassicaceae.
UAUACAAUCAGGCCUGUAUACAAUACGAAUACUCAAAUAUACUUUAUUAAAUCCCAUUACCUAUUUUGAAACACACAACAUAGAAUGAUUUUUUGGAAUCAAAACACGUGUUACAUGAUAUAGGAAUCUUGCUUCAGUUUGAACUUAUUUGGUUUUGUUUUUUUUGUUUAUCAUGAAGAAAAGACAAGGCAUGAAAAAUGAGUUGAAGUAAAUUUCUCCAAAAAUCUAUAGUAGUAGUCCAAGUGAUCUAAAUUGUGUAAGUCCCUGUGAACCAGAUACUCCACAUUGUGAUGCUGGGAUCGGAAGUAAUUUUUUUAAAAAUGUAUAUGCUUGAAAGAAAACCAUAAUCUGUGAAUAAAUCGUAUUCAUUACUUAAAUUCCAUCUAAACUCAGUGUGGAUUCUUAGUUACUUGAUACUUAAAUCAGUGUAGUACACAAGUCUUUCUUGGACAUAGAACACAGUACAAAUCAAGAUCGUAGAUACACUACAAUCAUACAACAGCUUCGCUACCUCUUUUAAAGGAUAGCGUCCAUCGCUUCCAACCAGCACAAUGGUAAGAUAAAAUUAUCAAUAAUAAUAAUCCAAAUCAAACAUUUGAAAAUCUCAGCAAUGCAGGCUAAUUAUAUGUGCAAAACAUAUAUAGUAUUACAGUUUUGUUUUCUUCACCUAAUGUCACAUAUAUCUAGUACAAAGAUAAGACCAAAAAGUUUAGAUGCACUAUAAUAUUUGAAAUUCUAUAUUAAAUGGUGACAACUUGAUAUGCUUUGAUAUUAUGGAAAGGUUGAGAAUAUUUGUUUAUCUUAUUAAAACCAAAGAGAUUUUGUUGCCAAAAAUGUGCCAAUGAGAUCUAUACGGAUUAGCUUAUAAAUUAUUGAAAUGUAAUAAACUUCUGUUGUCAAAUUCAUGGUCAAACAUUUCCAUAUUCUAAUCAAAUCAAAUCUAAUAUUAACUCUUCAAGAUAUCUGGUCAAGCCAUAACGUACCAUUGCACUAUAUAAAGAACGAUGAAGAACUGUUAGCAAAAUUAUAAUAUUCUCUUUGGAGAAUGAAGAACGUUUCCUUUAAACUUGUGUUCUUGGUUGCUCUUCUUUCUCUUGUCUUUCGACAAGAUCUAGUGAAGGGUAGGACAUUGGUUCCAAAUAGAGGCGGCGGGAAUUAUCACGACCCGAUUUGUAACCCGGAUGAUCCCAACUGCGACAAACCUUGUAAUCCAGAGAAUCCAAAUUGCGCCUUGAAACAACGUGACAUAGAUACAAAUAGAGCCUACGGGAACUAUCAGGACCCGCCUUGUGACCCGUAUUAUGAUCCAAAUUGCGUCAAACCCUGUAAUCCAGAGAACCCAAAUUGUUAAUAGAAACAAGGCAUUGGAUAACGUCUAAUAUUAGCUUAUUUAUUGAAUAAAUGUGAACGUGUAUAUUCUCAGAUUUGUAUGGCUUAUCUUAUGCAUCAACAGUUACAUGAUAUUUAUAAUAAUAAUAUUACUUAAGAGUAAUCAAAGAUUA